Messenger RNA from Plasmopara halstedii, 420 nucleotides. RefSeq lists its product as uncharacterized. NCBI's taxonomy places the organism in Eukaryota, Oomycota, Peronosporomycetes, Peronosporales, Peronosporaceae. Bases 1 to 420 code for a protein of 139 amino acids. The record is from RefSeq and is a predicted model, not a curated record. The transcript has a single exon.
AUGAGUUCCCCGCCAACGAUUGCUCCAGCAUCUACCGUCAACAAGACGGCGAUAUUGUCCUUGUUCUCGGAACUAGAUUUAGCUCUAGACAAGACUGUCACGGGUGAUUCUCAAGCUAAUCACAGUAGUUCCGCCGCCAAGAGCUUUCUCACCUCCAAGAAUGCCGAGAAGCAAGCAGAAGCUGACUUUGCAGCAUUGAAAGCACUCAAGCGGGAACAGCAGCAACAGCAAAAACGAGAACAGCCAUUAUCAGCUUUGAGUCAGGCGUUGGAUAUAUUUGAUCAAGAGGUCGAGGAACGUGAAGCAUUUAUGUCACGUCAAACAAAACGGCGACUUAAAGGCAAUAAAAAAGCACGUGGAGGACUAUUGACGCCGUCACGUGGUCGCCGCCAACGUCACGAUAAAUAUAAACGUGUCUAG